AUGACAUUCCGUCCCCCUUCCCCUUCCGCCCAGUCAUCGAUUGCUUCUGGCACCGAGAAGUCUUCCUCUGUGAGGUCCUCGAGAUCCCAACACUCAGUCUGGGGUGCUCCGAGCUCACUAUCGGGUCAACGUCGCGGCUUGACUCCGCUUUCGACUACCAACAUAUCGUCUUCGACCGCCCCCUCUCUUUCAUCUCCCUUUUCAGGUAUCCUUAAUUCGAGCAUUCGCUCCACUCGGAAACCUCCAUCUCCAGCUACUACACCGUCAGCCUUCAACUUCCAACAUCCUGGCUCGCAGCCACUGUCGCAUACCGCACAUUCCCUGUCUUCUCCCCCAAAGUCGAGAGCUAUCACACCCUCUGCGGGCGCUCAUCUGGCUAACUCUGCCGGUAACGCGUUAGGAGGAGGAAGCGGGGGAGGCGGUGGAUUAGGCUCUUCUAGAAGUGUUAACUUCUCUCCGCUGCUUUCUGGCCCAACUGUGAACUCUCCAACUGGGUUUGCAUCAGACAAACCAGGCUCUGCCGUGAGCUCGAGCCAAUCAUCUCUGACGAAAAUAUCUAUCGCUCAAGUCUUUCUACUUCUGGAUUCCAUUACAGAAAAAGAAGGAAAGGAAAAGUGGGAAGUGAAAGCGGCGCAAAUCUAUAAACUUGUCGAAUCCAACGGUAUGGAGGUUUUUUCAAAAUACUUCCGCCGCCUUCUCACAGGCAACGCACCCCAAAUUUUCCCUGGAAUCAAUAAGGUCGUUGAAAAUGCGGGGAAUUAUCCACUUCUCGUCCAGGAGAUGCAGAAGGUAUCUCAAGACUUAGAUCAAGCACAGAAGAUUGCAGAGACCAUCGAUACCUCAGAAGGUGAUAUCUUCCGUGAUUUCGAUCUGUCAACCUUCCUUGAUCAUUUCAAGCUUGAUGCAAUCGUCAAAGUGUCACUUGCUUUAGCUUUCAAGUUUGCAAGCAGGUCAGAUUUGCGGGCAAAAGCGGAUGCUAUUCUGACCAACACCGUUCCUCAUUUUCUACACAGCUUGCUGAACCCAACUGAAACCACGAAGGAUUUCAGCGCCGCAUAUAUCGGCCUUACCAUUGAACGAUUCAUCUUGUUUCCUCCACGAAACUUCGACGACGAAGUGAAAAGCAGACUCGUUCAGGCAGCAACUAUGCGCUACCGGAAUCAAGGCAUUGAGCUUCCCUUCGACGUGUUCAACGCACUACAAAUGUUUGACCUUGGCAGCUCCCGAAUGGCUGUUAUUCGGCAGCUACAUUCCAGAGGACCCAAAGCAACAGCCUCUACGGAAGCCGUCAACGAAGUUAUGGCAUCUUGUGGAUCUGAGAGCUGGGGCGAAGAACAUGUUGGAAAUGCUUUGGUAUUCAUGCUUCUGUCACAAUAUGGCCAAUCCUAUUCCUUGGAGAAUUUCCUGCAAGCGGUCAAAUCGCAUUUCUCCGACAAAGCUAUCAACUGGUCGCAGGUCUUCCGUGUCUUUGACCGCGAGUCCUUGAGAAUCACGCCUGGACAAUUUACCAAGCUUUAUUCUGCACUGCUAAGCAUCGCAGGCGCUGACACUGGUCUUGAUAUCCAAAAGUUAUGGGGUGGCGACUGGAAGAACAGGCAAACCCAGAUCUCAUUCCUCACGGCUUACCUCAAUUCUCGUAUUGAUCCAUCUCAAAUUCCCAAUUUUCGUGCCUCCUUUCCUCAGGACUUGUUUGAUGAUGCUCCCGAUGCAGUACGGAUGCAGGCAGAGCUCGCUGUAAAGUCACCGAUUCGGUCUGUCGAUGCCAUCAAGGCUAUCUUUGACCUGGCCUUGUUUUCUCAAGCAUCUUGGAAUUCCCCAGAGAGCGCACCAUUGAUCAAGAUCGUCCUAUCCCAAGACUUGCCAGUGUUUUUGCUCUCCUCCCUAGCUGUUCCUCAACCGUGGACGGCUAUCCAACAAAGUCUAGUGUUGCGUACGUUAGCCUUUUUCAUCCUCAGACAAGAGGAGGGCUAUCAACUUGCUUUGUACGGUGUAUGGAAGCAAGACCGGCAAUGGCUCGCAGAGCAACUUUUCACCAUGUUCACACAAGAUCCGACUUCAACCGCGGCUAUCUACGAAAAUGCCGUCGAAUACGGCUGGCUAGAGUAUCUUUUGAGUUUUGCAAAUGGCCUUGCCCUCGACCUUGCCUCCCUAGCCCACCGCAAGGGGGAUUUUGAUCUUGAAGCGUGGGUAAGAAGCGCUGCUCAAAAAGGACCUAUGGAUAUGGGUAGUUUACUAUCCAAAUUUCUUCGCAUCAAGGCCGAAGAUGAACUUCAAGCGCACCGACCAGAGCAAGCUGCUCCACAGAUGGUUAGCCUUGCUGUGAAGACGGUUUAUACAUUACUCACAAUAUUGGAAGAGUAUGUUGGAGACCGCGAGAACUUGACGCCUGUUCAACGUAUUUGUGUUCAGACCUAUCCCCGGCUUAUCAAUUACGGAGAAGGUUUUGAUGAUAUCAUUGAUGCCAAUGGCGAGAAAAGCAACGCCAUCCCUAAAGCUAUUGAUGAAAAAAUGCAGGAACUGUUUGGCAGGAUGUACCACGAGGAGCUUUCGCUUCGAGAGAUGCUUGAACUCAUGCGACGAUACAAGACAUCAAGGGAUCCAGCAGAGCAGGACCUUUUCACGUGUAUGGUUCACGGCCUGAUCGAUGAGUACCACUGUUACCACGAAUAUCCGUUGGAAGCUUUGACGAAGACUGCAGUCAUGUUUGGAGGAAUUAUCAACUUCCGGCUGAUUGACGGCAUUCCUCUCAAGGUUGGACUGGGCAUGAUUCUAGAGGCUGUUCGUGAUCAUCAGCCACAUGAUCCCAUGUACAAGUUCGGUGUGGAGGCGAUCGAACAACUAGUGAGUCGAUUGCCAGAAUGGGUCGGAUUCUGCCACCUCCUUCUACAGAUCCCAAGUCUUCAUGGCACCCCGAUAUCGCAAAAAGCCGAGGAAGUGUUGAUGGAGCAAGGCCAUCAACCGACAAAUGAGACCGGCCCAGCCAGAGCCAACGGCGAGGGCACCGCGAAUGGUAACCUGGAAGAUAACGAUUCCUCUCUCGUGUUCCGCUCGCUGCAUGUCGGCCCACCAUUGCGCCCUGAACUUUACGAAGACCCUGACGAGGAAGUUCAGGACAAGAUCUUGUUCGUAUUGAAUAACGUCUCAGAACAAAACAUUGAAGACAAGCUGCGUGACUUGAGAGACGUGCUAAGAGAUGAACAUUACCAAUGGUUUGCUUCGUAUCUUGUUGAACAACGUGCGAAGCUACAGCCGAACUUUCAACAGCUGUACCUUGAUCUUCUGGAACUUAUCGGCAAUCGAACGCUAUGGGCAGAAGUCCUCCGUGAAACCUAUGUCAGCUCCAUACGUUUGUUGAAUGCAGAAACCACUGUGAACUCGUCAACGGAACGUAGCCAUCUGAAGAAUCUGGGUGCUUGGUUAGGUUUAUUGACUAUUGCCAAAGACAAGCCUAUCAAACACAAGAACAUUUACUUCAAAGAAUUGCUCAUUGAAGGCUACGACAACCAGCGGCUUAUGGUGGUUAUCCCCUUCACUUGCAAGGUGCUACUUCAGGCCGUCAAAUCAACAGUCUUUAAGCCACCAAAUCCAUGGCUAAUGGAUAUCAUUGGCCUCUUGAUAGAGCUAUAUCACUAUGCUGAGCUGAAGCUUAAUCUCAAGUUUGAGAUUGAAGUUCUUUGCAAAGACCUUGAUUUAGACCAUAAGUCUAUUGAACCUGCCUCUGACAUCCGGGAUCGCUCACAACAGGGCGAAGAAGUUGUCUCCACAGCUAACAUACCAGAGGGAUUAGAAGUGUUCGAAGACAUGACUUUGGGUGGCAUAAACCCAGCUAUUAGAACCGAGAGAUUGUCCCCUGCCGCAAUUUUGUCAAGCCUUCCCAGCCUGGACAAAAUAUUGGUAUUUCCGUCUUCUGCAAGUAGUAUGGUCGAUCCAGGCAUCCUACGCCAGAUUGUGCAUACUGCCGUUGAGCGUGCUAUUGCUGAAAUUAUUACACCAGUUGUUGAACGUUCAAUCGCUAUCGCCUCGAUAUCAACGGUUCAGCUCAUCUCAAAGGACUACGCAAUGGAGCCAGAUGAAGAGAAGGUACGACAUGCCGCGAGAACAAUGGUUCGACAGCUCGCAGGUAGCCUGGCUCUCGUAACAUGCAAAGAACCCCUCAAAAUGAGCAUGACGAACUACAUCCGGAUGAUUCAGCAGGAAUAUUCUGAACAGCCCAUGCCUGAAGGUCUCAUUUUGAUGUGUGUUAAUGAUAAUCUUGAUGCUGCCUGCGGCAUCGUCGAGAAGGCUGCUGAAGAAAAGUCCGUACCUGAGAUCGAAAAGAUAAUUGAACCACAGUUAGAGGCACGCCGUCGUCACAGAGCCGCCAGACCCAAUGAGCCUUUCAUUGAUCCAUCCUCAAUGAAUCGAUGGGGAAUGCUUAUCCCUGAGCCCUACCGACAGAUUCCUGGUGGAUUGAACAAAGAGCAAUUGGCAAUUUACGAGGACUUUGCUCGGCAAACUAGAGGACCAGCUUCGAGCCAUCUGCAGAACGCAUCGACCGAUUCUGGACGACAGUUGCCUGAUGUUCUUCAGGAAUCUUACCCAGCAAUCCCCAACCUCUCUACUCCCGCAGAGCCACCUGCAGUACCUCAUCAAGCAACACAGGCUCAACAAGACGGUCGCCUACCACAACCCUCUGCAGUUGGCGCGCAAUCUCAAUUGAAUGGCUUCCUUGACAGUCAGAAUCCCCGUGAAAAAGUGGAGAUUCUCAUCACGGGUCUCCAACAGGAUGCCCGAAGCGCUUCAGAAGAACAUAUCAAGGACUUGGGCCGAGACAGUGCUGUCAUUCAAGAUUAUAACCAAAUCCUGCGCACGAUUAUAACCUCUCCCAAUGGUGAAGAUUUCGCCAGAUUGACAUGUCUGAAGAUUUGCACUAGCCUAUAUUCGCAAACAGAAAGUCCUCUAGAGAUCGAGGUCCUAGUUAGCUUGCUUGCCAAAAUAUGUGACAUGUCCUCGAUUGUGGCAAGAUACACCUGGGCAAUUCUCUCUGACGUCGAUGACGAGCACAUGUUCAACGUUCCAAUUACCGUUGCUCUUAUCGAUGCCGGACUACUUGAUCUCCGACGUGUGGAUAUGUUGCUUAACAAGCUGAUUCUUCAGAAGAAUAACAGCGCCUUGGAUCUUUUGGCGAGCUUGAUGGACCGUGUGCUAUUCAAUGAUGAACCAUCAGCUUUAAGAUCAGACUUCUCCGGCAGUCUUGAAGCAAUGAACCAAUGGCUUGUCGAAGAACCAAACCUUGCGGUCGCUGUUGACAUCAUUCGCAAGCUACGUGAGUCUGGGGUAUCAGAAGUUGUGAACCCUUAUUUAAGCGACAAGGCGAGAGCCAAGCGUGACCAAAUGGAGUAUAUCUUCAGCGAGUGGAUUGGUGUCUAUAAAUUCGCUGGUGCCACAGAUCGCACUUUCCAGUCAUUCCUCAAGGAUUUACAUAAUAGACAGGUGAUGAACAGCCAAGAAGACUCAGCCUUGUUCUUCAGAUUAAGCGUGGACAUCUCGGUUGCGAUGUUUGAACACGAGUCUCAAAACCCCAACGGCAGUCUUGACGAGGCAUUCCUAUAUAUCGACGCUCUUGCCAAACUGGUUAUACUUCUUGUCAAGUUCCAGGGCGAGACCACCGGUGCGGUCAAGGGUUCCAAGCCGGCCUAUCUUGAUUCGGUUCUGUCUUUGUUGGUGCUGGUUCUUAAUCAUCAUCAAGUCAUGCGGGGCGAUGCUUUCAACCAGCGAGUCUUCUUCAGACUGUUUUCAAGCAUUCUUUGCGAGUACUCUCUCUCUGGUCUUCAUAUGAGCGACCAGCAUCAGGAAAUGAUGUUCGCAUUCGCCUGCAGAUUUCUGUCUCUCCAGCCUAAGUAUGUACCAACCUUUGUGUAUGGUUGGUUGUCUCUAGUCUCCCACCGUGUGUUCAUGUCAGGGAUGUUGAACAUGCGUGAUGAAGCUGGCUGGGCACCAUACUGCGAAAUUAUGCAGGUCCUCCUAUCCUAUAUGGGCGAACAGUUGAAGCCAGGAAACGUAUCCUACGUUGCUAAGGAUCUCUACAAGGGAGUGCUGAGAAUUCUCCUCAUUCUACACCACGACUUCCCAGAAUUCGUUGCAGAAAACCACUUCCAAUUCUGCAACGUGAUUCCCGCCCACUGCGCGCAGUUGCGCAACCUCAUUCUCAGCGCUUACCCAUCGUCUUUCCACAAGCUUCCGGAUCCCUUCCGUGAAGGAUUGAAAUUGGAUCGCCUUCAGGAAAUGCGAGAAGCCCCGAAGAUCACAGGCGACAUCAUUACUCCCCUGCAACAGGCGAAUCUCAAGAGCAUUCUCGACACAGCAUUCCAGAGCAAUUCAAUCGACGAUAAUGCUAUCCAAGCAAUCUGCGAUGCUCUGUACAAACCAGCUGAUAAGGACACUGGUCUCUUUUUGACCCCCAUCCACGUUGAUGUUGUUCUGAUCAACGCAUUGGUCCUUUACAUCGGUGAACAGGCUGUAGCAUCUGGUGGACUCAAAGGUAACACACGUGCUGCCUUUGAGGAAUCGCCUCAUUCAAUGCUACUUGACAAGCUAGCCAAGGUCCUUAGCCCAGAGGCUCGUUACUACUUGCUAAGCGCGAUGGCAAACCAACUUCGAUACCCCAAUAGCCACACUUAUUACUUCAGCUUCGCCAUUCUUCAGCUGUUCGGGAUCGACUACGCUGAACAACAGGAGUCUGAUAUUCGUCAGCAAAUUAUCCGUGUCUUGCUGGAACGGCUUAUUGUCCACCGACCCCACCCUUGGGGUCUGAUAAUUACUCUUCAGGAGCUGCUCCAGAACCGCAGCUACACAUUCUUCAGACUGCCCUUCAUACAGGCAGCACCAGAGAUUGGUCGUCUCUUUGACGCUCUUCUUCAACAUAUUCAGCAGCAGAGCCCUCGCGUUCUGUCUUAA
This is a messenger RNA of Talaromyces marneffei, 6936 nucleotides long. RefSeq lists its product as uncharacterized. Gene Ontology annotation, molecular function: molecular adaptor activity. The record is from RefSeq and is a predicted model, not a curated record. The coding region runs from base 1 to 6936 and encodes 2311 amino acids. The transcript has 5 exons. Gene Ontology annotation, cellular component: P-body; CCR4-NOT core complex. NCBI's taxonomy places the organism in Eukaryota, Fungi, Ascomycota, Eurotiomycetes, Eurotiales, Trichocomaceae. Gene Ontology annotation, biological process: nuclear-transcribed mRNA catabolic process, deadenylation-dependent decay.